Molecule: messenger RNA, 838 nt
Organism: Dunckerocampus dactyliophorus (ringed pipefish)
Lineage: Eukaryota; Metazoa; Chordata; Actinopteri; Syngnathiformes; Syngnathidae
Product: T cell receptor alpha chain MC.7.G5-like
Exons: 6
Coding region: 15-758 (247 amino acids)
Biological process (GO): response to bacterium
Source: RefSeq, a predicted model, not a curated record
UGGUGUGUGUGCUGAUGGUUGCCUGGAGCCUCGGAAGUGGCGCCCAGACAGUCAACCAGCCAACAGUGGACAUGCAUGUAGUGAAGAGCAAUGUCGUGAUGCUGGACUGUAGUUACGAAGGCACCAGUGCUACCAGCUAUAUCUUCUGGUACAAAAAGAAUGGCCAGGCGGCACCAGAGUUCAUCUUGAGCCGCUUUGUGAGCGGUCAGGAAAAGACGGUGAGCAGCUUUGACAAGAGGUUCAGCUGCAGCAUGAACGCCAGUGCCCAGCGAGCUCCUCUGGUGAUCGAAGACGUGCAGCUGAACGACUCCGCCAUCUUCUACUGCGCCCGUGGUGGAGUCAACAAGAUCUACUUUGGUGGCGGGACCAGCUUGACGGUUGAAAGCAAGGAGGACUGGGAGCCAUCGUUCUACAAAUUGGACAAAUUGGAGGGUAACGUGACGGCUUGCCUCGCCACUGGCUUCAGCAGACAAAACGCCAUGGAGACGGCAGGAAAAGGAGACGCGUUCCAGGGAUCGCAUGCUGUGCGGAUAUUGGGUGACUCGCUGUACAAUCAGGUGACACUGCUCUCGGCUGAGCACGGCGACUCAUGUGAGAAAGGUGACAGUGGACCGGGGUGGUGUCAGGACGCCUUGGCGCCAGACGAGAAGGUCAACCUGGUCUCUCUCACGGUCCUCGUCCUCCGUCUUGUCUUCGCCAAGACGCUCGCCAUCAACGGCGUCAUGACGCUGCGCCUGUGGCUCGCUGUACCCCAGUAGGCCUCCAUGCGCCACGACCAUCACCUCCCCUUUCUGAAAGGAGCGGCUGUGUAUGUGUGUAUGUGUAUGUGGUGUUGCUU